Molecule: messenger RNA, 3103 nt
Organism: Thamnophis sirtalis
Lineage: Eukaryota; Metazoa; Chordata; Lepidosauria; Squamata; Natricidae
Product: G protein-coupled receptor 12
Biological process (GO): G protein-coupled receptor signaling pathway
Cellular component (GO): membrane
Molecular function (GO): G protein-coupled receptor activity
Source: RefSeq, a predicted model, not a curated record
AUGUUCCCCAACCCGGCCGCCGCCGCCGCCGCCAUGGAGGAGCAGUUCCGGCAGCAGCAACAGCAACAGCAGCGGCUCCUGGUGCUCUUCAACGCCUCUUCGCUACCGCUGGCCAGUCUCUGGCCGCCCACCCACCUCUCGGCCGCCGCGGCCAGCCCCGCCCUCGACCUGCCGCCCGACGCCACCUUGGCCGGAGAGGAGGCCGGGACGGGCGGCUGGGAUGCGGGCUCAGCCCUGGGCGUGGCGGGCGCGGUGAGCCCCUGGGACAUCGUGCUGUGCGCCACCGGGACGGUGAUGGCGGGCGAGAACGCACUGGUGCUGGCCGUGCUCUUCUACGCGCCGGGCCUGCGAGCGCCGCCCUUCCUGCUGAUCGGCAGCCUGGCGCUGGCGGACCUGCUGGCCGGACUGGGGCUGGUGGUCAACUUCAGUGUGCGGUAUCUGGUGCAGCCGCCCAACGAGGCGGCGACGCUGAGCGCGGCGGGGCUGCUGCUGGCCUCUUUCUCGGCCUCGGUCUGCAGCCUCCUGGCCAUCACCGUGGACCGCUACCUGUCGCUCUCCAACGCGCUGACCUACCACUCGGAGCGCACGCGGACCUUCACCGCCGCCUCUCUGCUGCUGCUCUGGCUGGCCUGCCUGGCCGUCGGGCUCCUCCCGCUGCUGGGCUGGAACUGCCUGCGCCAGCCCAGCGCCUGCAGCGUCCUGCGCCCGGUCACCAGGGACAACGCCGUGGUGUUGGCCGUGGCCUUCCUGCUCCUCUUCGCCCUCAUGCUGCAGCUCUACGGGCAGAUCUGCCGCAUCGCCUGCCGCCACGCCCAGCAGAUCGCCGUCCAGCACCAGUUCAUCGCCAGCGCUCAGGCCACCUCCACGCGCAAGGGGCUCUCCACGCUCUCGCUCAUCCUAGGCACCUUCGCCCUCUGCUGGGUGCCCUUCGCUGUCUACUCCCUGGUGGCCGACGACUCCUACCCGCCCGUCUACACCUACUCCUUGGCCCUGCCGGCCGCCUGCCAUUCGCUCCUCAACCCCAUCAUCUACGCUUUCCGCAACCCCGAGAUCCAGAAGUCUCUGUGGCUAGCUUGCUGCGGAUGCAUCCCGGCCGGCUUCUCCUCCCGGCCCAGGACGUCCAGCGAUGUAUAGAGGGGGGCUGGGCCAGAGGCAGCUGGGAGCCAACACACCUCCUCCCCCCACCCACUGCCGUCCCACCCCCCGUCUCCUUCUGGAUGCUCGCCUUCCGGAGUCUCCGCGGGAGGAAGAAAGGAAAGACAGCGCAGAAACACGCGACCGCCGACUUUCUGGGGAAGGAAAGCCGAGGUCGAGAGGAAAGCCAUUGCAAAAGGUUGUUUUCAUAUAUCAGAUUUUGCUAAAAAGGAGACAAGACGAGAAGCGUCCGACUUUGGCUGGGGCUCCCUAGAAAAGGAGAGGCAGCAAGUUGGCCAAAGCGCCUCCCCGAGGGAUUCAGCGGAGAGGAAUUGCAAAACGCCUUUGCCCUUAAGGCCUUUCCUUGAUUUGUUCUAAAGUCCCUUAGUGUAAAAACCUUGAUCUCAGGAGGGGCGGGGGGAGGGGCCAAAUGGAUCCCGAUUUAUUUAUGUUUUAAGUAAUCUUUUAUUGGCGGGAGGGAUCAUUCUCAGUUCUUGUGAGAUCGCCCUUCAGGAGGGGAGGAAGGCAAUAAAAGUGGGAGCAGGAUGGGUGGUGUUUUGUUUUGUUUUGUUUGUUUUGUUUGUUGGUGGAAUCUUGCCCAGUUUUAGGGGUUGGGGUAUGGGUGGCUUGUGGGUGAAAAUGCGGCCCAAGCAGCCGAUCAGCUGCACCCUUCCGACUUCAGCUGGAAUGUAAGCGUUUCAAUGCUGGCUAUAGCGGACUCCUUUGCCGGGAACGCCGCCGGAGGGAAAGCCGAGGCCGUUUGUCAGGGAUGUCCUUUUUUUGUUUUUGUUUACUCCAGUCAGAUUUUUGUCUGCUAUGCAAUAUCGAAACAAUAGUUGAAAACACGCGCGCGCGCACACACACACACACACACACGAACAGAAGAUGCAGGCUGCCCACAGGCUCACGCGCGAUGACGACGAGCCGAGUCGGAGUGGGAUGACUCGAGCCAGCCAAAAUGGCUUCUCGUCAUCCCGCUUCAGCACCUCCGCCCUCGGACAGCUCCCUGCAAGCAGCAGGAGACCUCCGGAGUCCCCACCUCACCCCGCCAUUCUCAGCCCAGGAGUUUUCAUGGGGGAAACAUGAUUGAAAGGUGGGGUGUAUCUUGCGCAUGUCAGCCCAGGUAGAACGCAGGGCAAAAAAGGAGGAACCCCCCCCCCAAUCCUUCAGUAUUGCCCGUUUAUUCUCCGCCCUUCAGGAAGAUUGAGUAAUUUAUGGGUGGGGGGAGGUCUGUUGAGGGACUCCUCCCCCCAUUUCCAACAGUGCAAACCCACCUAGGGAGCUACAGGCCUAAAAGCACAUUAAAUUCAUAAAGUCUCACUAUUUAAGAUUAAGGCAAGCCCUUUUGUCUUUGGAGGUGACUUGUGAGAUAAAGGCAGGGGCCAAAGUAGGCUGACUUACAAUGGAAGCAAAGGGGGAGAACACGGAAACCACAAGUAGUUGCUAUGACUUCUUAACUACUCUGCCCACCAUCCCCAUCUGCUCUUCUGAUUCAAGGGUGGGCCAUUCCUCUUUCAAACUGUCAGCUUGAUUAAGUCCCAGCAUUGACUUGGAAAAAGAGGGACCUCCAACUUAGCUAGCAUGUUCUGUCAACACAAAUGUAUGUGUGCAACACAUCUGAAGAGCAUGUUUUCCUCAAUCUAUUUUCUCUGGAAUGUGAAAUUAGCAAAUUGCCUCCUGUCUUUGAUUUUAUUUUGAUUGAGGAAAGGAAUGCAUUGGGGCCAUUUCAUAAAGAGAGAAUGGUGGGGAAAAUAAUAUUUCACUGAAUUUAGGGCCAUUUCCUCAUUAGUGAUUCGAACUUCCUCAUGUGUCACCCAACCAUCAUUGCAACCACUUGUCAACUAUCUUUAGUGUCGUUAUUUCAGUAUAAGGACUGUUGGAGAUGUUGUAAGUCACUACAAGAGCCACAGUGGCACAGUGGUUAGUAUGCAGUACUGCAGGCUGCUUCUGCUGACUGCCAGCUGACUGC